Knipowitschia caucasica is the source of this 1566-nucleotide messenger RNA. NCBI's taxonomy places the organism in Eukaryota, Metazoa, Chordata, Actinopteri, Gobiiformes, Gobiidae. The record is from the annotation of a GenBank genome assembly.
AUGGGCUCUGCUCUGCGGCGUCGCUGGCUAGUGGUCCAACUCCUCAUGCAGGUGUGGCUGGCAGCCAACCCAUCCCUGAGUGAGCGCCAGUGCCCCAAGAGCUGCCGUUGCGAUGGGAAGAUAGUUUACUGCGAAUCCAGCGCCUUUCGCGAUGUGCCCAAGAACCUUUCUGGAGGCUGCGAAGGCCUUUCUCUGCGUUACAACAGCCUUGCCAGUCUCCGGGCUGGGCAGUUUGUAGGCCUUAAUCACCUUAUAUGGCUCUACUUGGAUCAUAACUACAUUGCAACAGUGGAUGCGGUGGCUUUCCAGGGAGUCCGCAGACUUAAGGAACUGAUUUUAAGUUCCAACAAGAUCACAUCUCUCCACAACACAACAUUUCACCCAGUUCCUAAUUUGCGCAACCUGGAUCUGUCAUACAACAAACUGCAAGCCUUGCAACCUGGGCAGUUUCAAGGGCUCCGCAAACUUCUAAGCCUUCACAUACGCUCAAACUCUCUGAAAACCGUCCCAAUGCGUCUCUUCCAAGAUUGCAGGAAUUUGGAGUUCUUGGAUCUUGGCUACAACCGUCUACGCAGCAUCACUCGCAAUGCUUUUUCUGGCUUGGUCAAACUCACCGAGCUGCACUUGGAGCAUAACCAGUUUUCAAAGAUCAAUUUCUCCCAUUUCCCGCGCCUGUACAAUUUGAGGGCAUUGUAUUUUCAGUGGAACCGCAUUCGCUCCAUGAGCCAGGGCCUAACCUGGACCUGGGCCUCCAUCCAGAAAAUGGAUCUGUCUGGAAACGACUUAAUGGAAUUGGACCCGGUAGUUUACCAGUGUCUGCCCAAUCUCCAGACGCUAAACCUGGACUCCAACAAGCUUACCAAUGUGUCCCAGGAGGUGGUUGAUGCCUGGGUGUCCCUGACCACCAUUAGCUUAGCGGGAAAUGUUUGGGACUGUAGCCCAGCCAUCUGUCCUCUGGUGAGCUGGCUGAGGAAUUUCCGUGGUGCCAAAGAGACCACGAUGAUUUGCGCUUCUCCCAAGAAAGCCCAAGGUGAGAAAGUAAUGGAUGCGGUCGAAGCUUUCACCGUAUGUCAAUUGUCUCCUCUAACCACGUUACAAAGCAGCACGCCGACUCCGUCCCACAUCCCCGCUCAAACUGAAAAGCGUCCCGUUAUCAUGGCUAUCCCUACCGGAUCUGGCAAACGUGGUGGGUCACUUCAAGGCCCUACCUUGCCAUCUGCCACCCCACCUGUUGUGCAGCCACCUGAGCAAGAACUGGAACCAGUCUCCUUCCACAAAAUUGUUGCCGGAAGCGUUGCCCUGUUCCUAUCCGUGGCCAUGAUCUUGUUGGUGAUUUACGUGUCUUGGAAGCGUUAUCCCAGCAGUGUCAAGCAACUCCAGGAGCAUUCGGCGGCUGCACGCAAGCGGCGCAAGAAAGCCAGAGAAACGGAACGCACCCUUAGCUCCCCUCUGCAGGAGUACUAUGUGGACUACAAGCCGACCAACUCUGAGGCCAUGGACGUGCUUGUCAAUGGAUCCGGUCCGUGCACCUACACCAUUUCAGGCUCACGAGAAUGCGAGGUAUGA